AUGCGCUCGAGGGCACGCGGAGGCCGCUGGUGUGGUCCAAGUCUUCCAUAUAUACACCGCUCACCCCGCGAGCCUCAAGUGCUCGCGCGUCACUUUCCGUCCUCCAAAUGCUUCGUGCUACCCUCCGCACCCCAGAUUGUUGCAUCAUCAGCAACCUACGAGCCUGCGACUGUCAUCUCAAUCUCUGAGAACGAGGACUGGCUCUUCGCUUACUUCCCCGGCCGCGGCGGGGACGGUGCAGGAUGUCUAUGGCGGAAAGACGCACAGCUGGACAGUUGGCAAAUACGCGAGUUCUGGAGCUUCGACCAGGGUGCAGGCGCUGUAUCCGCGGAAUGGACAUGUACCCAACGGGAGUGGGUAGUGACAGAGAGCGGCUCGUCUGCGCGCUUGCCGCCUCGAGGCCCUAUGGGCCAGCUCCCAAUCACCGUUCUUCUCCUGGUUACACAAGACCACUGUAUUGCCGUGUGCUACUUACCGCCCUACACGGCCUCUUUGAAGAUCAUGAGAGCGUGUCUGCUACAAACCGCUGUCACUCAGGAGUCUCACCCAGGGAUGACUCCUUACCUACUUCCAUCGGUCAAACAUAUGGUGGCCGCAUCCAUCUAUAUGGGCUACCAGGUUCUCCCGCCACAACGUGUCCACGAGUCGACGUAUAAUGCUAUGGAUCUCAACAUGCCACUAGAUCUCAACGAUGUAGGUCCGUCCUAUGAAGUGCCCCUGACACCAGAAUGGGACCUGUGGGGCGAAGACUCGAUGAUCAACGUCUGCGAAAUACCCCACCUUGAAGCGCAACAGACGUACGACGAUAAGGUGCUCGACUUCAUCAUGCCGGCUCCUUCGCGAGACUCUCUGCUCGUCGGCUUCAUGAACCUGAGCGGAUCCGUACCUCAUGUCAAGCAAAAGGUCAAGGGCGGGACAAUCGGAACCAUGCGCGUACUGAAAUUCGGCUUCCACCUUCUCAGACUCCCACAUCUCUAUCAUACGCUCCCUCGCCGACGGCCUGACGGAAGCAGACCAUUCACAAACGCGCUUGUCGCCGAAUUGCACAACCCCUUCAUCACCGCCAUCCGCUCAAGAAGCAGCCCCUCAGACGUAGCCCACGCAUUGACGAAUCCUGCGAUUCCCGUCGAGGCCGUUGUGGACGUUCUCUCGGGGGUUCUGUCAUCUCUCAGCAGAGAGUCGCCUGGUAUGCGGGACGUCUGGACGGCCGAGGACGAAGUCGCGCCGUGCGGAAGAGGCAGACAAAGAGAGCCUUCGCGCUCGAUGGAGGACGAUCCACGACAUGUGUUCUCUAUCCGCGUGUCUCAGCGCAUUUGCGAUGUGCUAUGGGACCAACUAUACGAUCUCGGGGAUAUAUGGCAUCUUGUCUGCUUCUCUACAUGGUUCAUCGAAUUCCUUGAGGGUCUACUCAGAGAAUGCGUCCUCGCAGGCGACGAGAGUUCUCUCGCUAUGAACAGGGCUCAAUCCAGUACCUCGUUGAAUGCAUCCAUAUUUGUUCACCUCGUGCAUCCCUAUAGUCUCGAAAGGAUUCGAAUAAUCUUGGGCUACAUCAAGCGAUUCCGGGAUCACGUCGCAUCGCUCACCGCGAAGGGGGAGAACGCCCAGAUCGCCAGAGACGUGCUGUUGGACGUUGUCGACUGUUCCGGGAUCGACUUGGAGCGGCUGAGCAUCGUGUUCACAGAGGUAUACCAAAGUCUCAAAGGCGGCGCAAAUGACCAGGAUCUCCAGCAGACGCUGCUCAGCGGUAUGCCGCACUUGUCCCUCUCGGGCCCUUUGCGUGGGGCGGUGGAGAAGAUCGCAAGUAAUGGCGGGAUCAAUAGGGCCCGUUUAUUCAUCAAGCCAGGCGAUCUUGUAGACGGAGUGGCUCGCCUCUCCCUUGUGGACAAACAUCUCAAGGACAAACAGAGAGAUGUCGUGUCUAAGGGGCUACUGCUUCAUCUGUCUACAAGUUCCGUUUGUGUGUGCUGCGAGGGCAGAUCGGAGACGAACCAAGGCGAUCCCAAGAUGCGGAGUGGAUCCGCCGGUUGGCGUGUUUGGGAGAGACAGUGGCAGCAUCGUUGCGUAUGCGGUGGUGCUUGGUGGAAGCUAUGAUGUGUAGUUUCCCAGUUUCCCUAAGCCUUGUUUAUGAGGUCGGUACCAACAGACACUUAUGAUGUCUCCUACUCGCUCGCAUGGUGAAUGUCGCUCGUCUGGAUAAUAUGUUGCAGUAGUUGCCAUAUGCAUGUCGUGAUGCCAUUUCUUG
This is a messenger RNA of Fomitopsis serialis, 2242 nucleotides long. RefSeq lists its product as uncharacterized. The transcript has 11 exons. Bases 1 to 2091 code for a protein of 696 amino acids. The record is from RefSeq and is a predicted model, not a curated record. NCBI's taxonomy places the organism in Eukaryota, Fungi, Basidiomycota, Agaricomycetes, Polyporales, Fomitopsidaceae.